Molecule: messenger RNA, 595 nt
Organism: Apis dorsata (giant honeybee)
Lineage: Eukaryota; Metazoa; Arthropoda; Insecta; Hymenoptera; Apidae
Exons: 1
Coding region: 209-568 (119 amino acids)
Source: RefSeq, a predicted model, not a curated record
GCUCGUCGACGAUGCUUCGUCGAAAAAUUACAUGCAAACACGCCCUCUAACAAAAGUGAUCGGCUUACAUGACAACUUCGUUCGGAAGUUAUUAACCUCUCGCGAGCGGAUUCGUCGUACAAAUCGAUGGUCGUGUCAAAAAAAAAUUAACCGGUCGUGUAUCGAAUCUUGUGUAAUUUUUUUUCUAUAUGAAUAAAAGUUCGACUCGAUGCACCAAACAUGUAAAAUCAAAUCUCGUCAUCGUACGAGGAACUCCGAGGUGGAUCAAAACAGGAUUAAAAAAUUAUUGGCCUCCGAGUAUUCAGACUUCUCCGACGUUAUCCUCGUGGAAUCCCCGUUUGCCGAGACGACCAGGAACGGUCGUGGAAUUCGACAAGUUUCCCUCGCUCUUACGCCUUCGAAAUUAAUCGUAGCUGCCGACGUUUUCAACGAGAAGUCGCAAUUCUUCUGCCCACGUACCCUCGAUCCCAGCAUCGAAAGUUUCGAGCUUAUUUCAGUGUAUCCUUUACGAUGCGUCAACCUGAGCAUAUUCAGCAGAAGACGUCGAAAAACCUUAAAGGCAAGGUAGACAUUUCACGAGAGAAGGGAUGAGAGA